AUACGAAAAUGUCGACCAGUAGUGCACUUAGUAGUUAUUAUGUAGACUCUCUAAUAGGACAUGAAUCAGAGGACACGUAUGGACCCCGCUUUGUCCAGGGCUCGCACACUGCGACCUCAAGGCCAUCAGGUGUAGGAAAUAAUGCUGAUUUUUCUCCAUGCAGCUUCACACCCAAACCCGCUGUCUUCCCCACGUCUUGGUCCUCCGUUCACCCACCGUCCAGCGCCGUCUCCGGCAUUUUCCAUCAUUACGUGCCCCAGUCCCACCAUCCAGCCGCAGACAGCAGAUACGCUCGCUCCUGGAUAGACCCAGUCUCAGACUCCGUUUCCUUCCCCGGUUUCCAUCCAAGCAGUCGGCAUUACGGGACAAAGCUCGAGAGCUCGCCGCCGGAAAGAACUGCGUGUUCCACCGCUGAAGCUCAGCCUCCGGUCGCGCCCGACUAUGCGUGUGGAGCAUCAGAGCCACCGGAAAGCGACGAUAAAGCGACCAAAGACUCGAAUGGCAGCGAUAUUUCGAGUCACAGUGAGCCCAAAGAAGAGAAGCAACAGCAACUUGACCCAAGCAACCCAGCAGCAAACUGGAUUCAUGCACGUUCUACCAGAAAGAAACGGUGCCCUUACACCAAAUAUCAGACUUUAGAGUUGGAAAAAGAAUUCCUGUACAACAUGUAUCUGACGAGGGAUCGCCGUUACGAAGUUGCUAGAAUCCUCAGUUUAACGGAAAGGCAGGUAAAAAUCUGGUUCCAGAACAGAAGAAUGAAGAUGAAGAAGCUGAACAGGGAGAGGGGUAAUAACGACCAUCAGUGA
Messenger RNA from Megalops cyprinoides (Indo-Pacific tarpon), 806 nucleotides. Its product is annotated as homeobox protein Hox-D9a-like. The transcript has 2 exons. The record is from RefSeq and is a predicted model, not a curated record. Gene Ontology annotation, molecular function: RNA polymerase II cis-regulatory region sequence-specific DNA binding; DNA-binding transcription factor activity, RNA polymerase II-specific. Gene Ontology annotation, cellular component: nucleus. Lineage: Eukaryota; Metazoa; Chordata; Actinopteri; Elopiformes; Megalopidae. The coding region runs from base 9 to 806 and encodes 265 amino acids. Gene Ontology annotation, biological process: regulation of transcription by RNA polymerase II; proximal/distal pattern formation; DNA-templated transcription.